Clonostachys solani is the source of this 630-nucleotide messenger RNA. The record is from the annotation of a GenBank genome assembly. Lineage: Eukaryota; Fungi; Ascomycota; Sordariomycetes; Hypocreales; Bionectriaceae.
AUGUCCGGAGAAGGCCCCGAGUCCAUCCCAACGUCCGCAGACCCCAAGUCCCGGCGUCCCACCAAGAAGCGCGCCCUCACCCCGGUGUCCGCCCAGGCCGCCGGCGUCGACGCCCUCUUCGCCCGCCCCAGCCAGGAGAUCAACCUCCCGCCCCCCCCCGGCGGCGCGUCCUCGUCGCUCAAGCGCGCGGCGCCCCCGGAGAUCGUCGCCAACGUCCAGGGGAGCAGCGCCGGCGCGGGCAGCGGCGAGUUCCAUGUGUACAAGGCCUCGCGGCGGCGCGAGUACGAGCGCCUGCGGGAGAUGGACCAGGAGCUCGCGCGGGAGAAGCAGCAGGAGGAGUUUGAGAAGCACAAGGACGAGCAGAGUCGGAAGGACGAUGAGAGGACCAGGAAGAAUAGGGAGAAGAGGGAGAAGAUGAAGGCGAGGAAGGCGAAGAAGGGAAAGGGAAAUAUCAACGGGGAUGCGAAGGCGCCUGCGGCAGUCGGUACGGGGGUUGACGGCAAGGCUGCUAAAGUACAGCCUCGGCAGGUCAAAGCGGGUGGUGCUGAGGGAAAGGAUGGUGAAGAAGGCGACGAAACGGCCGUUUCGUCUGCGCAAGCGGUUGGUCUGGUCAUUCAUGAUGACGACUGA